This is a messenger RNA of Wyeomyia smithii (pitcher-plant mosquito), 785 nucleotides long. It is a transcript of the gene ND-18, whose product is annotated as NADH dehydrogenase [ubiquinone] iron-sulfur protein 4, mitochondrial. The record is from RefSeq and is a predicted model, not a curated record. Bases 113 to 670 code for a protein of 185 amino acids. The transcript is spliced from 4 exons. Lineage: Eukaryota; Metazoa; Arthropoda; Insecta; Diptera; Culicidae. Gene Ontology annotation, biological process: electron transport chain.
UCAACACUUUGUUUUGACUUUUAACAUUCACUGCCUGAGAGUUUGAGUUUUUUCCCAGGUACAUAUUUGAUUCAAACUGAUCUGAUAUUUCGUGAGUGAGUCCUGUCGGAAGAUGAGUCUUUUGUUACGAUCUCUGACCCGUGCCAGUGCGGCUCCAUGGACCCGAGCUUGCUUUUCCACAACAGCAGUCGUUUUGAAGGACCCCAUAAAACAAAAGGAGGCUCCCUUCAUAGAUGCCACUCUAGUCAUUGCCGAUGAAGAGCAACAACGCGAAAGGGAAAAACAAGCCAGUACUAUCACUGUUCCGGCGAAGGUGAACCUGUCCCCGAUCACUGGAGUACCGGAGGAGCACGUCAAGGAACGCCGUGUUCGUAUUUUCAUGCCGGCAAAAAAUGCCAUGCAGAGCGGUACCGACAACAUUCACCACUGGUGUAUCGAGUUUGAUAACCGUGAGCGCUGGGAAAAUCCCCUGAUGGGGUGGGCUUCAUCGGGUGAUCCACUAUCGAAUAUGCGCGUGGAAUUCGGCUCAACUGAUGAAGCUAUUGCUCACUGCGAAAAGAACGGAUGGAGAUGGUUUGUCGAUGCGCCGGAGGCACAAAAGAAAAGUCGUGUGAAGAAUUACGGAAUCAACUUUGCGUGGAACAAGCGUACCCGAGUUUCUACCAAGUAGUGGGCGUAAUUUCCUAGGAGGUGAGUUUACUAGAACUUAUUCGUGUACAGACCAAAUUUGAGAAGCUGGCGAUUGUGGCUUGACAGGAAUAAAACUCUUGUGAGAAGGUUGGAAA